This is a messenger RNA of Porites lobata, 3470 nucleotides long. NCBI's taxonomy places the organism in Eukaryota, Metazoa, Cnidaria, Anthozoa, Scleractinia, Poritidae. The record is from the annotation of a GenBank genome assembly.
AUGAUUGCUCGUGUGGUGUCAGCAACCUGGAGACUUUCAUCUCAUUUCAAAGGCCCAAGGUUAAGGACCACUUCUCAUGUUUCUCUCCCGACGUUUGGAAGAAGUUUGUCCAACGUCUUUGAGCCACUACCAAAACAGGAGCUGGUGACGAAAUUCAAGUCGAGGCUAAGAGGAAGGCAGUUCCUUCCGGGCUCCUCGGGUUCGGACUUCCCAGAAUUCCUUGGAGAGCCAACAGAUUCAUUCCCACUCGGCAUUGCAGUCAAAAAUCCAAACGGCUCCUCACUGGCUGAUCUUACUGCAAAAUGCAUGGAAUUUGCGGAAGAAACUUUCUCUCGUAGCCCUGCUAUAUUAUUCCGAGGUCUUCCUGCUAAGUCUGCAGAAGACUUUUCUGUAAUCGCUGGGGCGAUCCCGUAUAAGACCGCGGCGUAUGGAGGCAUUGGACAUCGCUCUCAAGUAGACAAAGCUGCAGGAACAUAUACUGCUAGUGAGAGGCCACCAAAUUAUACAAUAGAGUUGCACAACGAAUUAGCCUAUAGUGAAAACUUUCCAUCCAAGGUAUUAAUUUUGAGCUCAUUCCAGUGGUAGGCUUUAGAAAGAGAUUGGUAAUUAGAGUUUUAAAUCUUGUUCAAGCGCAAAGGACAGAGAAAAGCAGUUUGGCGCGCUGCGCGAUGAUUAAAAAACUCCAUUUUUCUUCCCUUGUUUGCUGAGCCUGGCUUGCAGAUGUGAACAAGGAUCUGGGGUUGCAUAACACCAACUGGCAUGGAUUGUCCCCGUUUUUCUAGUUGACAAACUCGCAUUUAGCAUUUAAACCCUGCGAAAACAAACAUCUUUGUUUUGUUUUGUUUUUUUUUUAAACUUUUAAUUUAUACAAUUCAGACGAUUUGGCGUUCCCUGCAACUGAAUGGGAUUAGGGUUAUGGGUCAGAGGCUCCAAUUCCUUUUUUUCCCGGAUUUUCCCUCUCCGCUAUAAAACACGCACGUUGAAAACGAGCGGUCUUAACUUAAUUUUUUAAAGUGAUAACGAAGACUUGGUAUUUAAAAUAAGACGGUUUUAAAUUAGAAAGGCAACGUCAAAGAGACCAUGUGGUAACUCGUGGCUAAGCGCGCAUACACAUAUAAUGUCUCUGUUUUAGACACAGCGUUUCUCGGUAUGAGCAGUAAAAUGACUUGAAAACGACGGUACGAAGGGGAAACAAUUUGUCUGUGGGGGCGAAACGCCAAUUUCAGAUUUAUCCUGGUAAGUCUAGACGAGGUUUGACUGCCAACAGUCUCUUUUCAGACAUGCAAGAGAGCAAGCCGUCAUGUCGAGGCUGGCAGUAGCGAACGAGCAGCGGAAGUGCCGGCCCUCUUGUCUCUUUACCCAGACGUUUCCCUCAUUACGAGUUUUGGGUGCAAAUGAAGGCAGGACUGCGCUCCUCUACUCACGCUGACGGACGCUCCACUCCUUUCCAGUGAUUCGCCUCGUCUCACGUGAUCUUUAGUAGCGGUUUUUGAUCCAACCUUGUUCCCAGGGUCCUCUCCUCCUCGACUCUGGGAACGAGGUUGUUUUUGAUUCUCUUUGAGAGACGCACGUCAACCAGAAGUGGACUAUUUGCACUCUUGGGCCGUUGUUUGUCCAUUGAAUUUACCAGCAAAACGUCUUCACCCGUCUUCUUACGAAAAAGACACCUGGCAAUACAAAUUUAGUUCCGCCAAGACACAUUUUUAGGAAAAAGACUUGACGUACGUCGCUCUAAACCGCCUCUCCGCGGUAGCCUGCAAGCAAGCUCUCCCGUGGAGCUGGGGUGUAGGGGAGGGAAGAGGGGAAGGACUACAAGUUACCCUCCUUUUUCGCCCUGCCGCCAGAGCGCCCAGGAGAGAUUUCUCGCAGGCUACUGCGCAGUACCCCGAGGACGAAGCCAGAGAAAGGACCAAUCCAUAUUAUAUCCCCAUUUUAGUCUUGCGAUUCGCUAUAAUCUUCAAAGCAUGGACUGUCAAGUGUAACGUUGCAAUUUGUAUUUCUUAGGUGUACCUAUUCUGUGUGAAGGAGCCUGCCGAUGGCUGCGGUGGCGAGACGCCUAUAAUGAAAAACAAUGACCUUCAAUCACGUCUGGAUCCUGAUAUCAUAAGAAAACUAGACGAAAAACACAUCAAGUACGAAAGAUACAUGCCUUCCACACGACACAGGAACUAUAUAUCGUGGCAAGAUGGUUUUAUGACAAACGAUAGAAAGGUAACGGCGCUAUACGCUGUAUUGAUUGCUAGAGUUCGGCUCUUUGUUUUAAUUUUAUCUCGGUAAGGAGGGUGGUCAGAAAUUACACUACCUAAUAUUGGCUUAAAAAUAGCAAAGACUAAUUCCGCUGACCAAAAUACAUGUUCAAUUUUAUUAUGCCUAUCUCAGUUGGUUGGAUACAACCAUGCAUAUCAGCUUUUUACUUCUUUCGGGCUGUUUACAUAGAGGGAUGAAUAUCCUUGCUGUCUACCCAGCACUCAACCUUUCCCCAGGCCACUGACAGGGAAUCACGUAAUGGUUCGUCAGGAAACAGGGCAAAUUUCAUUCACAUUUUGAGACUCGAUUUAGCUCCUAGUCAUUGUCCUUCCGUUUACUAAAAUUUGGGCGUCAAAAAAUGACUAGCAGCUCGUUCCCACUUAGGAACUAGCACUUGAGAAUGGGAUGUGGGGAAUGCCAGCAAGGUACAAUGCUGUUUUUGAUUCAGUUCUUUCUUACUCUUCUAGGAAGUGGAAGAUAUAGCUAAACAACAAGGCAACGAUAUCCACUGGGAUGAGAACGGAGAUUUGUAUUUGUCGCUAAUCCGACCUGCUUUCAUACCGCACCCUGUGACUGGAGAAAAAUACUGGUUCAAUCUAGUUACAGGGCACCACAAUUCGUGCGUGGAUUCGAUGCCAACAUUUAACGACACCGACAUCUUGGACGGGAAAUGGCCGUACCACAGUUAUUACGGCGACGGAAGCGAGAUCGAACCACAGGUGAUACAGCAUAUAAGAGCACAAUCUUGGGCAUGCGCCGUUGGAUUCAAGUGGAAAUGCGGUGAUUUGUUGGUGAUCGAUAACGUUGCUGCCCAACAUGGAAGAAUUGGAUUUUCCGGUGAAAGGAAGAUGCUGGCAUAUCUGACCGCUUAAAUCAAAGGACUUCAAAUCUUCUUUUUUAAAUUGUAACUGGUAGAAAUCCGUAUGGAAAACAAUAGAGAACCUCAGGAGAAUACUGUAUUAAUUCUGUUAAUUAACUGGAGCAUAGUAAACAACUUUGUUACGUAUGAAAUCAAUUUCUUGUUAAAAGGUUUCCUAAUUACAUGAAAUUUUGGCGACACUUUAAUUUAACGAAUUUCGCUCAAUUAAAAUGCACCAAAAUUAAGUGUCGCUAAAUUUAAAUCGUACAUUUUUUUAAAUGAAAUUCCGCCAUCUGGUCAGAAUGUUAAUGGAUGUGUUUUUUAAGGGCUUUAACAGCUCAGAAGAGCUCGGGGAAACUCACCA